Messenger RNA from Racocetra fulgida, 125 nucleotides. Lineage: Eukaryota; Fungi; Glomeromycota; Glomeromycetes; Diversisporales; Gigasporaceae. The record is from the annotation of a GenBank genome assembly.
GCAGUGAAAUUAAGGCAGCCCAUUUUGUUCCAGGACAAUAUGUAGAUUUACAAGCACCAUCGUCUGCCUGCAUCACAUGGGACUUCAAAACUCAUCGAUCAGCUGGUUCUACAGGUCAAAAUCAG